This is a messenger RNA of Macadamia integrifolia, 832 nucleotides long. RefSeq names its product polyadenylate-binding protein-interacting protein 6-like. Gene Ontology annotation, molecular function: ubiquitin binding. NCBI's taxonomy places the organism in Eukaryota, Viridiplantae, Streptophyta, Magnoliopsida, Proteales, Proteaceae. The record is from RefSeq and is a predicted model, not a curated record. Bases 296 to 832 code for a protein of 178 amino acids. The transcript is spliced from 3 exons.
UUCGUUCUCUUUUUAACGUUUCAUUCAAUUCUCUUCUCACCAUGCCAUUCUUUACUUUCUGAUUCUCAUAAUAAUCCAUCUUUAAUGGGGUCGGAUCUCUCUUUCGAUUCCACUGCUUAAACUGUGAUCAACCUCAUCCUAUCGACGCCUAAUUCGAUUCAUAAUCCUCUAAAUUCCCCCAAGUAACCAAGUCUUUUUCGUUUUUUUUUUUUCAAAGAUCAAACGAUCUUGAAUAAGGUUUUGAUUGCGUUCAACUAAUGCUUUGCGGCCUGGCGAUCUUCCAUAAGAUUAAACAAUGAAGCCAGGAACAUCUUCUUUGAAUCCCUAUGCAGAAUCUUACGUACCUAUCUCGAAACGAGGGAAGGAAAACAAAGCAUUUGAGAUAAUUGCUGGGCAACCAGAGUGUGGCAAUGGAACUGCCUGGUCUGGAUCUCCAUCUGAGAACCAGAAAGUGACUCAACAGAACCAGUUCCAAGGAGAAACUUCUCUUGCCUACAACAUCCAUGGCAUUGAAGAACUACUUGAUUCUGAGGAUGGGACACCGAAGGGCCAAUCAGUUUAUAGUUCUCAUGAUUCAUGGUCACAGAAUCGAAGUAACAUGACAAGAAAACAGAGAACUUUUGAAGAUUCUGAGAUGGAUUUGGAAUAUCUUGGCGUCAUGUUUCCUUUUAUAUCUGAUCAGUCACUUGCUGAUGUGUACUCCGUAAAUGAGGGUGACGUAGAAGCAUCAGUUGAUAUGUUGCAACAACUUGAGGUAAUGAACUGUUGUAGUGAUAGGCAUCAUAAACUCCUUUUUAUUAAGGUGUUUUUACUGGCAAUUCACUGUAGUUAG